Oncorhynchus masou masou (cherry salmon) is the source of this 3059-nucleotide messenger RNA. RefSeq names its product prostaglandin E2 receptor EP1 subtype-like. The transcript is spliced from 4 exons. The record is from RefSeq and is a predicted model, not a curated record. Gene Ontology annotation, molecular function: thromboxane receptor activity; prostaglandin E receptor activity. Gene Ontology annotation, cellular component: plasma membrane. Gene Ontology annotation, biological process: positive regulation of cytosolic calcium ion concentration; inflammatory response; adenylate cyclase-activating G protein-coupled receptor signaling pathway. Bases 639 to 1832 code for a protein of 397 amino acids. Lineage: Eukaryota; Metazoa; Chordata; Actinopteri; Salmoniformes; Salmonidae.
CAGCCUAUCCGCAGCAUUGGGAUAUUCCUCGCGCUCACUCUCUGGUCACGAAACUCCAAUCAAACGGAUUUAAAAGCGGUGAAGGCAAUUCUGUUGGGAAAUUGUUGAACAUUUGUUUUCCGAGAACAGUGGUGAAUAUGAACUCAAUGUCAUCAUCCUGCCGAAGAGAUAUCAUGGAACAAUGGUUCUUCUUUUAGAGUACUUUUAUUCUGCCCCACUCGGUUUAGGAAGACUUUGGUGAAUGUGUUUCGUUUUCAACGGUUUCUUCGGAUUAUAUAGAUACCUGUAUAUCUAUCUGCAAUCUGGAUUUAGAAAAACACCGCGGACUAUUCCGUUGACAGGGUGGACAUCACCAUUGACUGGAAUUAUUCAUCCCUAUCUGUAAUGCCUCUCUCAGUGAUGGGGUUCCUGACCUUCAAAGCCCAGUGAUGCUAGCCAUGAAUCACUACAACCUCUCCGGGCCCCCGGGGGCCCUCGACCUCCUCUCCAACCUCAGCCAGUGGGACACGGAGAUGGUAGGUAGGCCAGAUAUUAGAGAAGUGGAACAGUAACCGGAAGGUUACUGGUUAAAGUCCCGGGGGCCAGAACUAGCUAAUGGAGGGAGGCCGGUUUCACUUCUGUGUGUGUGUGUAUGUGUGAUGUCCGGUGGUCUGGAUAAAAUAAGACAGCACAAAGACACAGUUCAGAUUGUGAUUGGACAUAAAGUUGUAUUGCAUAUUGCAUAUUGUAUAGGUGGAAAUGGAGAGUCUGGCUCACCAGGGAACCUCACCUCGGACAGGCCUAUGUCCGGAGGCCCGAUCGCAGCCGCUCUCUCCAUGACCCUGGGCGUCAUCUCCAACAUCGUGGCCUUGUUCAUCCUGGCCAACGCCUACUCCCACCAGCGCCGACGCUCCAAAGCCACCUUCCUCCUCUUCGCCAGCUCCCUGGUACUCACAGACUUUUUUGGGCACAUCAUCCCGGGUGCGCUGGUCCUCCGGCUUUACCUCUCCGGAGGGGUGUUCCCCGAGGCGGUCGCCGAUUCCUCAAACGGCUCGACCGACCCCAUGUGCCAGUUCCUGGGUGGAUCUAUGGUGUUCUUCGGCCUGUGCCCGCUGUUCCUGGGCUGUGCGAUGGCCGCCGAGCGCUGUCUGGGUGUCACGCAGCCACUGCUCCACUCCUCCUUAGUUACCACCACCCGUACCAAGCUGUCCCUCUCUGGUAUCUGGCUGGUGGCCCUCUGCGUGGCCCUGCUGCCCUGUUUCCAGCUGGGGUCAUACACCUACCAGCACCCCAACAGCUGGUGUUUUAUCAAGGUCUUAGCUAACGACACCCAGGAAGCGGACGUAGCCUUUGUUACGCUCUUCUCCGGGCUGGGCCUGACGUCGCUGGGGGUGGCCCUGGUGUGUAACACCAUCAGCGGGCUGACCCUGGUUCUGGCCAGGCUGAGACGGAGGCCAUCGGGCUACUCAUCGUCCCACAGCCACCGCUCAGUGGCCAAGAGCCAUGAUAUAGAGAUGGUGGUGCAGCUGGUGGGCAUCAUGGUCACGUCCUGUAUCUGCUGGAGCCCUCUGCUGAUCUUCGGGCUCAUGUCGGUGAUGCGCUCCUAUAGGGGCUCCAUUGAUAAAGCUGACAUGGCCACCUACGAGACGUUGAAUUUGAUGGGCGUGAGGCUGGCUUCCUGGAACCAGAUCCUGGACCCCUGGGUCUAUAUACUGCUGCGUCGGGCUGUCCUCCGCAAGAUCUACCUCAUCACCAAGUGCCAGGCCGAUUUGAACGGGAGUGUGCUCCGACGCUGGGAGGGGAACUCGUUUCAGAGCAAGAGCUCGGAGAACAGUCCCGUUAACAGGAUAUGAGAUCAUAACCAAGCGCCAGGCCAAUUUGAAGGGGAGUGUGCUGCUACGCUGGGAGUGGAACCCCUUUCAGAGUAAAAGCUUGGAGAAGAAUACAGUCAACAGUAUAUGACUGUGUGACCGACGGUGUUCGAGUGAAUGCCAGAAGAAGACUGCAUUAGCCCACUAAGCUAAAGCCUAGUAUUGACCAGGGAGCCAAAGCAACUCUUUAGGUCUCAGGCAAGGUUACUCAUCAUGCAGCGGCGUGGUCCUUGGUACUUGUGGUGGUCACCGACAGAAAAAGAGGACAUUUCUGUUAUCCCGUAUAGUGAAGGAUAUGAUGCUCUGAAAAAUGAGGAUUCCAUGUUCUUCAGCCAUGGCAGUAUCUCUCAAUCUUCUUUAUCACAGUGACUGGCAAGCUAAGAUCAUCCUCCUUUGGAUAUCUCUUAAAUUAAAACUAGGAAUUGAGUACGGACAUACCUGGUGUCCGAGUACGGUCUAUUGGACCAGUCAGUCUGCAUUACCCCACAGACAGAAAGUUGAGAAACACAAUACCCCACAGAUGGAGAGUUGAGAAACACACUACCCCACAGAUGGAGAGUUGAGAAACACAAUACCCCACAGAUGGAGAGUUGAGAAACACAAUACCCCACAGAUGGAGAGUUGGGAAACACAAUACCCCACAGAUGGAGAGUUGAGAAACACAAUACCCCACAGAUGGAGAGUUGAGAAACACAAUACCCCACAGAUGGAGAGUUGAGAAACACACUCGCAUAGUGAGUAGGUCAAAGGCUUGAAGCGUAUGAAGAUGUGCAGCUAUAUCAGCACAGAGGUUCAUCUGAGAGAUCAGAAGUUCAAAGCCUAGCUACAUAUCUUCAUGAAUAGAAUGUAACGCAGAAGAAUAUCACAAUUCAUUCAACAUAUUGGAUCUCAUUUGUGGAACGUUGAUUAUUCUGAAGUCUGUUGGUUAAGGUUUAACAAUGACAUUUUAACAUCAUCGAUGUAUAACGAUUCCAGAACGACUCCAAAAGAAACGGAGUUGUAUGCCAUGUAAAUGUUAUGCUAAGAUUAAGAUUGCUUGUUAAGUAAAGGGAGAACUACGAUUUUUUCCUGAGCUUCUGAUGUAUAAAAAUGCUACUUCACGUCAAAUAUUGAACAAGUUAUAAAUAUUUAUUGCUUUUCCUCAAUUCUCUGGGGACGUGUAAAGAAGUUAUGGAACGUAAUUGAAUGUGAUGAAAUAAAGAAGAAUGU